AUGGCAAGUGAUUCCAGUCGUGGUAGAUUGCUACUCAAUGAGGCUGAAGCAACUUUACAGAUAGGGCGAGUACUCGGGCUCGAAUGUGAAGGCAAAGAGGAGGAGGUCAUGAGCAAGCUUAUGGAAUUGGAGUCCAUGGAUAUGGACAAGCUUUUAUCAUGGAAUGUUAGGGGGUUAGGUAGGACUGGUAAAUGUAGGAAAGUCAAGCAGGUGCUUAAGGAGAGGAAGAUAGAUAUGGCUCUCUUGCAAGAGACCAAAAAGGAGGUUGUUAAUCCAGAGCUGGUGCAAACUAUUUGGGCUGGGGAUAAAAUGGAGUUUGUGUCAGUUGAUUCAAUAGGGUCUACUGGUGGGCUUCUUUGUAUCUGGAACCCUGAAGUUUUUCAGCUCAAGAACUGCUGUUGCACUCGCAAUUUUAUCCUUUUGGCAUGUUCCAUCUUUUUUUCUUUUAACUGUGUAAUUGUUAAUGUUUAUGGGCCAAAUGAUCCAGUAGGAAGAAAAAGGGUGUGGGAUAUUCUUGUGAAUCUUAAAUCACAAUUCUUGGACCCAUGGUGCUUGGGGGGUGAUUUUAAUGAAAUUAAAAGCAUUGCUGAAAGAAAAUGGUGUUCUAGGAAGGAUAAGGGAAUGAAGGAAUUCAAUGAAAUGAUAGAGCAAUUAGAGGUCUUUGAUCUACCUAUGUGUGGAAGGAAGUUUACUUGGUGUCAUUCACAAGAGGGUGAUAGAUGGAGUAGGCUUGACAGAUUUUUAUUAAAUCCAGAAUGGUUGCAGACAUUCAAUUUUAAGCUUUGGGGUUUACCUAGACUGGUCUCUGACCAUUGCCCUAUUGUUUUGAUGGAGGAUGAGAGGGAUUAG
Molecule: messenger RNA, 849 nt
Organism: Camellia sinensis
Lineage: Eukaryota; Viridiplantae; Streptophyta; Magnoliopsida; Ericales; Theaceae
Source: RefSeq, a predicted model, not a curated record